AUGCCUUGGAUAAGACUAAUUUCAGGAUCGUGAAUAUCUCUCCGUAUCAUGGCCCACGUGAGACACUUUCGGACAUUAGUUUCGGGAUUUUAUUUCUGGGAAGCAGCACUGUUACUCAGUUUGGUUGCAACAAAGGAAACAGAUAGUGCAAGAUCUAGAAGUGCACCAAUGUCACCUUCUGACUUUCUGGAUAAAUUAAUGGGGAGGACAUCAGGGUAUGAUGCAAGAAUCAGACCCAAUUUUAAAGGUCCUCCAGUUAAUGUCACAUGCAACAUAUUCAUAAACAGCUUUGGCUCUAUUGCUGAGACAACCAUGGAUUACAGAGUGAAUAUCUUUCUUCGUCAGAAAUGGAACGAUCCUCGCCUUGCAUAUAGUGAAUAUCCUGAUGACUCUUUAGACCUAGAUCCUUCCAUGUUGGACUCCAUUUGGAAACCUGACCUGUUCUUUGCCAAUGAAAAGGGUGCCAACUUUCACGAAGUUACUACAGACAACAAACUGUUAAGAAUUUUCAAGAAUGGAAAUGUUCUUUAUUCAAUAAGAUUGACAUUAACACUUUCCUGUCCAAUGGAUCUCAAGAAUUUUCCGAUGGAUGUGCAAACGUGCAUAAUGCAACUGGAGAGUUUUGGAUACACAAUGAAUGAUCUCAUUUUUGAAUGGCAAGAUGAGGCACCUGUACAAGUGGCAGAAGGACUCACUCUGCCCCAAUUUCUGUUGAAAGAAGAGAAAGAUUUACGAUACUGCACUAAACAUUACAACACAGGAAAGUUUACAUGUAUAGAAGUGCGAUUCCAUCUUGAACGACAAAUGGGAUACUAUCUGAUCCAGAUGUAUAUUCCCAGUCUCCUGAUUGUUAUUCUGUCGUGGGUUUCAUUCUGGAUCAAUAUGGAUGCUGCUCCGGCCAGGGUAGCUUUGGGAAUAACUACUGUGCUGACUAUGACCACACAGAGUUCAGGAUCCCGAGCUUCCUUACCAAAGGUAUCAUAUGUCAAAGCUAUUGACAUUUGGAUGGCAGUGUGCCUCCUUUUUGUGUUUGCAGCACUUCUGGAAUAUGCAGCUGUAAAUUUUGUAUCAAGACAGCACAAAGAACUUCUGAGAUUUCGACGAAAGAGAAAGAAUAAGACAGAAGCUUUUGCAUUGGAGAAGUUUUACCGUUUCUCAGACACGGAUGAUGAGGUAAGGGAAAGUCGAUUCAGCUUCACUGCCUAUGGCAUGGGACCGUGUCUGCAAGCAAAAGAGAGUGUGACCCCCAAGGGCCCAAACCGUCCUGUCCAGGUAAUGCCAGAAAGCCCUGAUGAAAUGAGGAAGAUCUUCAUCGACCGGGCCAAGAAGAUUGACACCAUCUCCCGAGCCUGCUUCCCAUUAGCCUUUUUGAUUUUUAAUAUUUUCUACUGGGUUAUCUAUAAAAUUCUUAGGCAUGAGGAUAUACAUCAGCAAUGA
Molecule: messenger RNA, 1437 nt
Organism: Myotis lucifugus (little brown bat)
Lineage: Eukaryota; Metazoa; Chordata; Mammalia; Chiroptera; Vespertilionidae
Gene: GLRA3
Product: glycine receptor alpha 3
Exons: 10
Coding region: 49-1437 (462 amino acids)
Biological process (GO): nervous system process; signal transduction; chloride transmembrane transport
Cellular component (GO): postsynaptic membrane; neuron projection; synapse
Molecular function (GO): transmitter-gated monoatomic ion channel activity; transmembrane signaling receptor activity; glycine binding
Source: RefSeq, a predicted model, not a curated record